AAUCGGUCUGCCGCGGUCUGUCUGUUUGUGCGCGGGGGAGAUGUAUAAGGACACGCACACAGCAGAGGAGAUGCAGGCACAGCAGACGGCACCAUCGUCCGGCCGCCGCGGCUCGUCCUCGUCGUGUGAGUCGUCCAUUCGUGAGGCCAUCCAGCGGGUCCAGGGAGAUCUGACGCAGUUCGACCACCAGCUGAGCGUCAAGGAGAGAGCCGUGGCCGCGCGCACGAGAGGAGGGGGUGCUGGUGCUGGUGCUGGGGGUGGUGCUGGGCUGGCGGCCAUCGACACGCAGGGCCUGCAUGAGACGCUCAGAGGCAUCCAUAGCGUUGUACAGGUGGGCAUUGAUGAGCACAGCACACCCAGGCGCCAAGAGCUUUGUCUGUAUACCCCCUCUCUCUCUCUCUCUCUGUGCGUGUUGUGUGUGUGUGUGGCGAUGGGUGCAGCACACUGAGGACACAUUCCGCACGUGGACGGUUGAGCUGGCGGGGGAGGUGUCGGCCGACAAGCAGCGGCUCAAGUUCGCCUUCGAGAAACUCUCCAAACACUUCCAGGCAGAGAUCGGACGACUCCGCCAACUCGCAAAGCGACUCGUAGAACUCGUGAGCCGAACCUCUCUCCCACCCACCGGGACACCCACCCACCCUCUCUCUCUCUCUCUCUCUCUCUCUCUCUGCAGGAGGAGGUGAUUCGCCUUCGCGCAUCAGCCCAUCGCAAGAGGGCGGCAGCAGCGAGCAAGAAGGACACCACCACCACCACCACCAGUGCAGCAGAUGAGGAGCAGGAGACCCUCCUCAAGCCCUCAUCCACAGACACGGGCACGUCAGGCCGCGCCAGCCAGCCGCGGCAGAUGGAGACCCGCCGGCAGCACCCAUCGCCCACCGCCCCCUCCCCCCACUUCGAUGAGGAGAUGGGCCCGCCCGAGGGAGACGACUUUGAUCAAGACGACGGUGACGACCAGGAUGACCUCGUUCUUGCCCACGACUCGUCCGUGAAGCGGUCGAUCGCCGAGGAGCGGCUCAGGGGCAUCCAGCGCAUCCAAUCGCAGGUGGGCGAGGUCAACGAGAUCUUCCGCGACCUGGCCGUCAUGGUCGAGGAGCAGGGCCAGUUCGUGACCACCAUCGAGAGCUCCAUGGAGAGCACUCUGGACCACACCGGCCGGGGAGUGGAGGAGCUGAAGCGGGCGAGCGAUUUGCAGCGGUCGAGCAGAGAGAGGGGGUGCUUUCUGCUGAUGGUGGUGGUGCUGUGUCUGUUUGUGCUGUCGGUCGUGUGGCGGGCCGAUGGCGGGAGUACCACCAACACAGUGGGAGGCGGCAGCGGGCACAAUUUUUGACCCAUUGACAGACUGAGGAAAUGCCUGCGUUGAUAGCGCUCUUGCGUAGGUUAGGCCUGUCUGGGGGGUUUCCUUCCUUGUAUCUUUGUGAACCAGCGCCUUUGUCGGCCAGCAGUCCCUUGCACCUGAGUAAGGGCUUCCUGUGCGGCAGGGAGAGCUGACACACGAGGUGGGAGGAAGGCCUCCAGCGGGCGGGCCAGUCUGGUUCUUUGAUUGACACGCAGAUCGGGGAAUGAGAUUAGUCAGGUGAGGCUGCAUUCUGCCGCCAUGGAGACGCUAUGUGUGUGACGCUGCAUUGCAUUGGAUCGUUCCCGAUGUCUGUUCGUUGCCUAUUGAUCUCUCCCG
Molecule: messenger RNA, 1672 nt
Organism: Vitrella brassicaformis
Lineage: Eukaryota; Vitrellaceae
Source: the annotation of a GenBank genome assembly